Anolis carolinensis (green anole) is the source of this 1579-nucleotide messenger RNA. It is a transcript of the gene tubb, whose product is annotated as tubulin beta class I. Gene Ontology annotation, biological process: mitotic cell cycle; microtubule cytoskeleton organization. The record is from RefSeq and is a predicted model, not a curated record. NCBI's taxonomy places the organism in Eukaryota, Metazoa, Chordata, Lepidosauria, Squamata, Anolidae. Bases 168 to 1502 code for a protein of 444 amino acids. Gene Ontology annotation, molecular function: GTPase activity; structural constituent of cytoskeleton; GTP binding. The transcript is spliced from 4 exons. Gene Ontology annotation, cellular component: microtubule; cytoplasm.
GGGCGCCUCGCCCACCUUCCUGCCUUCCCUCGGCGUCGCGUUCGGAGGAUCGAACCUUGAGCUCCGCGGCGUUCUGAGUCUUAAAGGAGCGGCGCGGCUCUGAAACAAAAGGAACGGGGGAAAAGUAAUUAAGUUAAAAAAAAAACAAACAACCCGAGCCAGGCAAGAUGAGGGAAAUCGUGCACAUUCAAGCUGGGCAGUGUGGUAACCAGAUCGGUGCAAAGUUCUGGGAGGUGAUCAGUGAUGAACAUGGAAUUGAUCCCACUGGGACUUACCACGGGGACAGUGACCUACAGCUUGAUCGCAUCAGUGUUUACUACAAUGAGGCCACUGGUGGCAAAUAUGUCCCUCGUGCCAUUUUGGUUGAUUUGGAGCCAGGAACUAUGGACUCCGUGAGGUCUGGACCUUUUGGGCAGAUUUUCCGACCAGACAACUUUGUAUUUGGCCAGAGUGGAGCUGGUAACAACUGGGCCAAAGGGCACUAUACAGAAGGUGCUGAGCUGGUGGAUUCAGUCCUAGAUGUGGUGCGGAAGGAAGCAGAGAGCUGUGACUGUCUGCAAGGUUUCCAGCUGACCCACUCUCUGGGUGGUGGAACCGGUUCAGGAAUGGGUACCUUACUGAUCAGCAAGAUCCGGGAGGAGUACCCCGACCGCAUCAUGAACACCUUCAGUGUGGUGCCAUCUCCCAAGGUCUCCGACACAGUUGUAGAGCCAUAUAACGCCACCCUCUCAGUGCACCAGCUGGUAGAGAACACAGAUGAAACAUACUGCAUUGACAAUGAAGCCCUUUACGACAUCUGCUUCCGGACCCUCAAGCUUACCACUCCUACCUACGGCGACCUGAACCAUCUAGUGUCUGCCACCAUGAGCGGCGUGACCACCUGCCUCCGUUUUCCUGGACAGCUGAAUGCUGACCUCCGCAAGCUGGCGGUCAACAUGGUCCCCUUCCCUCGGCUCCACUUCUUCAUGCCUGGCUUUGCCCCCUUGACCAGCCGUGGCAGCCAACAGUAUCGGGCCCUGACAGUACCAGAGCUGACUCAGCAAGUAUUCGAUGCCAAGAACAUGAUGGCAGCCUGCGAUCCCCGCCACGGGCGCUACCUGACUGUGGCCGCUGUCUUCCGGGGACGCAUGUCCAUGAAAGAAGUAGACGAGCAGAUGUUGAAUGUCCAGAACAAGAACAGCAGCUACUUUGUGGAAUGGAUCCCCAACAACGUCAAAACAGCCGUGUGCGACAUCCCUCCCCGAGGUCUCAAAAUGGCGGUCACCUUCAUCGGUAAUAGCACAGCUAUCCAAGAGCUGUUCAAGCGCAUCUCCGAGCAGUUCACCGCUAUGUUCCGCCGCAAGGCCUUCCUCCACUGGUACACAGGUGAGGGCAUGGACGAGAUGGAGUUCACAGAGGCCGAGAGCAACAUGAACGACCUGGUCUCCGAAUACCAGCAGUACCAGGAUGCCACAGCUGAGGAAGAGGAGGAUUUCGGCGAAGAGGCCGAGGAGGAAGCUUGAGGUUAACCCUGCUAUCAUUUCAUGAAUUAAAAGUUAAAUAAAUAAAUCCGCACAAAAUAAAAAUUAAACAAAUUGCA